This is a messenger RNA of Medicago truncatula (barrel medic), 1934 nucleotides long. RefSeq lists its product as uncharacterized. The record is from RefSeq and is a predicted model, not a curated record. The coding region runs from base 4 to 1785 and encodes 593 amino acids. The transcript is spliced from 2 exons. NCBI's taxonomy places the organism in Eukaryota, Viridiplantae, Streptophyta, Magnoliopsida, Fabales, Fabaceae.
AUAAUGGCUCAAAUAAUGGUUCAAGUUUUGGUGUCAAUCUUGCUUGUGCUAGUGGCAGUGGAAGCAGCUACUCCUCCUGGAAUUGCUAAAGAUCAUGAGUAUGGCCAUGCAAGCUGUAAGAUAAAGAAAUACAAACAUUGCUAUAAUUUGGUUCAUGUAUGCCCUAAGUUUUGCCCUAAUGAUUGUACUGUGGAGUGUGCCUCUUGCAAACCUAUUUGUGUUGGGGGCACAAAUAAUCCUUCACAUGAUUAUCCUACCCCUUCUACACCUACUCCUUCACAUGAUUACCCUACCCCUUCUACUCCCCAUAACCCACCUUCAUCAUCAUCUUCAUCAUCAUCUUCUUCUUCAUCCUCUUCUUCCUCAUCACCUAAUAGCUCUUCUCCACCACAUAACCAACAUAAUUCAUCUUCUACACCAUCUUCAUCAUCUUCCUCUUCCUCUUCAUCAUCGUCAUCUUCUUCUUCCUCCUCUUCAUCACCUAAAAGCCCUUCUACACCGAAAAACCCACCACCCUCAUCGUCUACUCCAUCUUCUUCAUCUAAUUCGUCUUCCUCUUCAUCCUCAUCUUCAUCUUCAUCUUCAUCUUCCUCUUCUUCUUCUUCUUCUUCAUCAUCAUCAUCAUCACCUCAAAGCCCUUCUACACCACACAGCUCACCACCUUCAUCCUCUACACCAUCUUCUUCUUCCUCUAAUUCAUCAUCCUCUUCAUCUUCUUCUGCUUCUUCUUCCUCUUCCUCUUCCGCUACUUCGUCUUCCUCUUCAUCAACUAACAGCCCUUCUACAUCACAUAACCCACCACCGUCUUCAUCAUCUACACCUUCAUCUUCCUCUUCCUCUUCCUCUUCUUCGUCUUCUUCUUCUUCCUCCUCGUCUUCUUCUUCCUCGCACAAAACCGCUAGAUGUGGGAACAAGAACUACCCAAAAUGUUACAAUAUGGAACAUGCCUGUCCUAAUGCAUGCCGAGGUGGAUGUGAGGUUGACUGCAACACUUGCAAACCAAUUUGUAAGUGUGACAAACCAGGAGCUGUUUGCCAAGACCCUCGUUUCAUUGGUGGCGAUGGAAUCACUUUUUACUUCCAUGGCAAGAAAGACAACAACUUCUGCCUUGUUUCUGACAAAAACCUACACAUCAAUGCUCAUUUCAUAGGUAGAAGAAACGAGAACAUGAAAAGAGACUUCACAUGGGUCCAAUCCAUUGUUAUUCUCUUUGACAAUCACCAACUCUUCCUUGGUGCCCAGAAAACAGCCACAUGGGAUGACUCUGUGGAUCGCCUUGCCAUCUCCUUUGACGGAGAACCCAUCACCCUCCACGAAUCUGAAGGUGCGAAAUGGGAAUCAUCCGGCGUGUCCUUUGUUAGGGAAACUUCAACAAACAACAUUAUUGUUGAAGUUGAAGGAAAUUUUAGGAUAACUGCUAAGGUUGUCCCAAUAACCGAAGAAGACUCGAGGGUUCAUAAUUAUGGUAUCACCAAAGAUGAUUGUUUUGCUCAUCUUGAUUUAGGGUUCAAAUUCUUGUCUUUGAGCAAUGAAGUAAGUGGUGUGUUGGGCCAAACAUAUAAAUCUAACUAUGUGAGUCGUGUGAACAUUGGAGCGAAAAUGCCAAUAAUGGGAGGUGGAAAAGAGUAUGAAACAACAAGCUUGUUCUCCCCAGAUUGUUCCGUAGCUCGUUUUGUUGGUAAUGACGGAUUCAACAAUGAUAUUGCGAUGGUGGAAGAUCUUAUGCUCCCUAGCAUGAGUUGCACAAGUGGUGUUGAUGGAGAAGGAGUUGUUUGCAGGAGAUAAUUUCAAAGUUUAACAAAUGAUGAGAAUUUUUCUACAUUUAUUUAUAGCAAUAAAGUAUUUCCAUUCAUCAAAUAAGCUGGAUGAUAUGGUUGUUUAACAGCCCAGUUGUAUACGUGAAAUAAAACAUAUUAAACAUAUUUUUCUUAUAA